AUGCGCGCCGCAGCCAUCGUGACGGCCUCCCUCUCGGCGGCCCUCGUCGCCGCCCAGGCCACCCAGGACGCCCCUCGCAUCUCGGGCAACCCGACCGACGUUGCGUACGAGGCCACGCUUCCCAACGAUGCCUUCUUCAAACAGGGCUCCCUCAACGGCAACGUCAAGGGCUCCAUCCGCGCCCAGGCCCCCAAGGACGGCAACGGCGUCAAGUUUACCGUCCGCUUCGACAAUGUCCCUGCCGAGGGCGGCCCAUUCCUAUACCAUCUCCACGCUCAGCCCGUGCCCAAUGACGGGAACUGCACCAAGACGCUGGCUCACCUGGAUCCCUUCAACCGCGGCGAGCAGCCUCCCUGCGACGCCUCGGCCCCGCAGACUUGCCAGGUCGGUGAUCUGAGCGGCAAGCACGGCAAGGUGACGCAGGACCCCUUCCAGGCCGAGUACCUCGACCCUUUUACCUCGCUCAAGGAGGGCGACCAGGCUUUUUUCGGAAACCGAUCCUUCGUCUUUCACUUUGGCAACACGACGCGCAUCACGUGCGCCAACUUUGCCCAGGUGGACGCCGACGACUCCGGCUCUGGAGACAACAGCAACCAGCAGCCGUCGGCCCUGCCGGCCGUGGGAAGCGCCGCGGGCGCCGCGGGAGCCACUGGCAGCACGAGCCCUGGCCCGACGGGCAGCCCCUUGGCUUUCCCGGGCGCGGCCACGACGACCAAGUUGUCGCUGUCCCUGGUGCUGGUGACGGUGGCGGCGCUGGCGUUUGCUCUGUAA
This is a messenger RNA of Hirsutella rhossiliensis, 771 nucleotides long. RefSeq names its product copper/zinc superoxide dismutase (SODC) domain-containing protein. Bases 1 to 771 code for a protein of 256 amino acids. The record is from RefSeq and is a predicted model, not a curated record. NCBI's taxonomy places the organism in Eukaryota, Fungi, Ascomycota, Sordariomycetes, Hypocreales, Ophiocordycipitaceae. Gene Ontology annotation, biological process: superoxide metabolic process. The transcript is spliced from 2 exons. Gene Ontology annotation, molecular function: metal ion binding.